Sclerotinia borealis F-4128 is the source of this 1506-nucleotide messenger RNA. The record is from the annotation of a GenBank genome assembly. Lineage: Eukaryota; Fungi; Ascomycota; Leotiomycetes; Helotiales; Sclerotiniaceae.
AUGAAGAUUCCCGUCUUCUUUAAUCCGCUGUCAUUGUCAUUGCUGGCAUUAUGUGGGGUAUUUCCGCCAACUUCAUUUGUGGUGGGGCAUCAGCAUCAAGAUGAAGUUACCCAACACAAUCUGGAGACGAAUACGAAUACCGAGGACUUUGGGCAUGGAAAUGGAAAGAUUGUGGAAAGUGUGGGGAAAGAGGAGAAGGUAAAGGAAAAGGAAGAGUUGGAGAGGCUUUGGGGGUUUGAGAAUGGGAAUGGGAAUGGGAAUGGGAAUGAGAAUGGGAAUGGGAAUGAGAAUGGGAAUGGGGGUUGGAGUAGGUGGGGAAAAGAUGCAGAUUUUGAGAGUGGUCGAUGGAUUGGUGAAGAGUCGUUUGAGAAACGGGUAUAUGCCGAGAGGCAAGGGGAGCAGGAUUCGGACUUCCCCAAUUCUUGCCAGACUGCUGAGAAGUUUGGCUUAAAGGAUGGUUGGUCAUUCUCAGGAAUCUCAACUUUCGCCCAUCUAGAAUACAAAAAAUGUCUCACCAACCCAGAAGAACUUUUCGAUAUAGGAAUUCUGGGUGUUCCAUUCGAUACAGCAGUUAGUUAUAGACCUGGAGCUAGAUUUGGUCCAAAAGCUAUCCGGGCGGCUAGUGCUAGGCAGACUAGUUUUAGAGGGUUUAAUACACGAGCUGGAAUAAAUCCAUACACAUCUUUCGCUCGUAUUCUCGACUGUGGAGAUAUCCCCGUCACUCCUCUAAAUAAUGCCGUCGCAUUAGAACAAAUGACAGCAGCCUACACCGAACUACUCAACCGAAAGCCCCUUUCCUCAUCUUUCACCCACCCUAAGAUCAUUUCACUCGGAGGAGACCACUCGUUGGCUUUAGCAGCUCUUCGAGCUCUACAAAAAGUCUAUAAUCAACCAAUCGCCGUCCUACAUUUCGACGCUCAUCUAGAUACUUGGCACCCGGCAAAGUAUCCAGAUCCAUGGACAAGCGAACAAGCACAAUUUAAUCACGGGAGUAUGUUUUGGCUUGCCUCAAACGAGGGUUUGAUCUUAAACGGGAGUAGUGUUCACGCGGGAUUGAGGACGAGAUUAAGUGGUGAUGAUUACGCGGAUUAUGAAGAUGAUGAUAGGCAGGGCUUCCUGAGGAUCUCGGCAGAUGACAUUGAUGAUAUGGGACCCCAAGGUAUCAUUAAGAAGAUUAUGGAUAGGAUUGGGACCGAGGUUCCGGUUUAUCUUAGUCUAGAUAUAGAUACACUGGACCCAGGAGUAGCGCCUGGGACCGGAACCCCCGAACCUGGUGGCUGGACGAUGAGGGAGGUAAUUAGAAUACUAAGAGGGAUUGAGGGAUUGAAUGUUGUGGGUGCAGAUGUAGUGGAGGUUAGUCCAAGUUAUGAUGGAGCGGGAGGGGAAACGGCACUCAGCGCUGCGCAGGUAGUUUUUGAAAUGUUGACGAGUAUCGUCAAAAGGGGUUUGAGGGAUAUGGGAAAGAUCGCAGAAGUUAAGGAAGGAAGAAAGAAAGAUGAAUUGUGA